Nicotiana tabacum (common tobacco) is the source of this 1343-nucleotide messenger RNA. RefSeq lists its product as uncharacterized. NCBI's taxonomy places the organism in Eukaryota, Viridiplantae, Streptophyta, Magnoliopsida, Solanales, Solanaceae. The record is from RefSeq and is a predicted model, not a curated record.
CUGGGAUUCUGAACUUUGGCGCUGUGGAUUUCUAUCCGAAUUAUUGGUUGCGAUUUGGAUUUGGCUGGCUGGUUUGUUGAGUUAUCUUUGCUGUCGCUGAAUUUCUUCUCCUGUUCCAGUAUUUCGUUUGUUAUUUUUCAGUUGCUUUACUCUCAUAGUAAUGACAUAAAUAGGAACUCCCAUGGUUGGCUCUACGAGCAAUGUUGCUUCUUCCAGUCGUUCUGUGCUACCACCGGCUCCGGUGAAAAAGCCCGAAAUUUUUUUCGGGAUUGACUUCAAAUGGUGGCAAUAAAAGAUGUUCUUCUAUUUGACUACUUUGAGUCUACAGAAGUUCAUCAAAGAAGACGUUCCAGUUCUGCCGGAAUCAACUCCUGAGAAUGGACAUUUUAUUGUGACUGAGGCAUGGAAGCACUUAGAUUUCUUAUGCAAAAAUUACAAUCUUAGCGGACUAGAGGAUGAUCUUUACAAUGUCUAUAGUAAUGUGGAAACUUUGAAAGAAUUAUUGGAGGCAUCAGAAAAUAAGUAUAAAACUGAGGAUGCCGGUUUGAAAAAGUCCGUUGCAGUCAAGUUUUUAGACUAUAAGAUGGUAGACAGCAAGCUUGUCAUUACCCAAGUUGAAGAGCUACAAGUCAUCAUUCAUGAUCUCCUUGCUGAAGGUUUGGACAUUAAUGAAGCAUUUCAAGUUGCAGCAAUGAUUGAGAAGUUGCCUCCUUUAUGGAGGGAUUUUAAGAACUACUUGAAAAAUAGGUGCAAGGAGAUGAAACUCGAAGAUCUCAUCAUUCGAUUGAGGAUCGAAGAGGACAAUAAAGCCGCAGAAAAGAAGACACGUGGGAACUCAACAAUUAUAGAAGCAAAUAUUGUUGAAACUGCUCCAACUAAUCUGAAGAAGCAGAAGAAGUCUUCUGGACCAAACAACUAUCCCAACAGGAAGAAAUUCAAGGGAAACCACCACAACUAUGGAAAGGUUGGAUACAAAGCUGCAGAAUGUCGUGCUCCAAAGAAAGAGAAGAAGGGUCAAGAAAAUAUGAUUCAAACAAAUGAUAAUAUUGAUGACUUGUGCACUCUGUUAUCUGAAUGAAACUUAGUGAGAAAUCCUAAGAAAUGGUAGAUUGAUUCUAGUGCCACCAGCCAUAUUUGUGCUGUUAGAGAAGUAUUUGUUUCAUAUGCUCCCGUCGGACCCGACGAGACCAGACCAUUUUUAUGGGAAAUUCUGCAAUGGCCAAAAUUGAAGGUUAUGGAAAGAUACUCCUUAAGAUGACCUCUGGCAAGGUGGUGACUCUGAACAACGUUUGUCAUGUUCCUGAAAUACGGAAGAACUAUAACGACCUGAUCGGUCAUUUUGA